Messenger RNA from Phodopus roborovskii (desert hamster), 2246 nucleotides. RefSeq names its product EYA transcriptional coactivator and phosphatase 4 (gene Eya4). The coding region runs from base 45 to 1913 and encodes 622 amino acids. Gene Ontology annotation, cellular component: nucleus. The transcript has 18 exons. Gene Ontology annotation, molecular function: protein tyrosine phosphatase activity. Gene Ontology annotation, biological process: negative regulation of extrinsic apoptotic signaling pathway in absence of ligand; cell differentiation; positive regulation of DNA repair. The record is from RefSeq and is a predicted model, not a curated record. Lineage: Eukaryota; Metazoa; Chordata; Mammalia; Rodentia; Cricetidae.
AAGCGGCUUCUACGUGGGAGUGUCAGGAGAAGCGAGACAGCCACAUGGAAGACACCCAGGACCUAAAUGAGCAAUCAGUAAAGAAAACGUGUCCAGAAUCCGAUGUUUCAGAACCUCAGAAUUCCAGGUCUAUGGAAAUGCAAGACCUAUCAAGUCCCCAUGCCUUGGUCGGGGGCAGUGAUACACCUGGGGGCUCCAAGCUGGAUAAAUCCAGUCUCAGCAGCACUUCAGUCACGACAAACGGGACAGGAGUGUCUCUCCUUGCAGUCAAAACAGAGCCCUUGAACAGCAAUGAAACCUCAACCACGACUGGAGAUGGAACGCUUGACACUUUUACUGGGUCAGUAAUAACGAGUAGCGGCUACAGCCCCAGAUCAGCACAUCAGUAUUCCCCACAGCUGUAUCCAUCAAAGCCCUAUCCACACAUUCUUUCUACACCAGCAGCUCAAACAAUGUCGGCCUAUGCAGGCCAGACUCAGUAUUCGGGAAUGCAGCAGCCAGCAGUGUACACAGCCUACUCACAGACAGGACAGCCCUACAGCCUGCCUGCUUAUGAUCUUGGUGUGAUGUUGCCAGCCAUCAAGACAGAAAGUGGGCUUUCCCAAACUCAGUCUCCAUUACAAAGUGGCUGCCUCAGUUACAGCCCUGGAUUUUCUACCCCACAACCAGGCCAGACACCUUAUUCUUACCAAAUGCCAGGCUCCAGUUUUGCACCAUCAUCUACUAUUUAUGCAAAUAAUUCCGUUUCCAAUUCAACAAACUUCAGUGGCUCACAACAGGAUUACCCAACCUACACAGCCUUUGGCCAAAACCAAUAUGCUCAGUAUUACUCAGCAUCCACCUAUGGGGCAUAUAUGACAUCAAACAGCACAGCUGAUGGCACCCCAUCAUCAACCUCAACUUAUCAGCUGCAGGACUCUCUCCCAGGACUGACGAGCCAGCCAGGUACAGAUCUUCACCCAGGAGAAUUUGAUACAGUGCAGAGCCCCUCUACACCAAUCAAAGAUCUUGAUGACAGAACAUGUAGAAGUUCCGGGUCAAAGUCUCGAGGAAGAGGCCGGAAAAAUAAUCCCUCCCCACCGCCGGACAGUGACCUGGAGCGUGUAUUUGUCUGGGACUUGGAUGAGACCAUCAUUGUCUUCCACUCUCUCCUCACUGGAUCUUAUGCACAGAAGUAUGGCAAGGAUCCCCCAAUGGCUGUGACCCUCGGGCUCCGUAUGGAGGAAAUGAUCUUUAAUCUUGCUGAUACACAUUUGUUUUUUAAUGAUUUAGAGGAGUGUGAUCAAGUUCAUAUAGAUGAUGUUUCCUCAGAUGACAAUGGUCAGGACUUAAGUACCUACAGUUUUGCAACUGAUGGCUUCCAUGCAGCUGCAAGUAGUGCGAACCUUUGUUUGCCAACAGGUGUGAGAGGGGGAGUGGACUGGAUGAGGAAGUUGGCUUUCCGUUACAGAAGAGUAAAGGAAUUAUAUAACACCUACAAGAACAAUGUCGGAGGACUCCUUGGUCCAGCCAAGAGGGAUGCGUGGCUGCAGUUAAGGGCAGAGAUUGAAGGCCUAACAGAUUCCUGGCUAACAAAUGCACUUAAGUCAUUAUCAAUUAUUAGUACUAGGAGUAACUGUGUAAAUGUCUUGGUAACGACAACGCAGCUGAUCCCUGCUCUGGCAAAGGUCCUGCUCUACAGCCUAGGAGGUGCUUUUCCCAUUGAGAACAUUUACAGUGCAACUAAAAUAGGCAAGGAAAGCUGUUUUGAGCGUAUAGUGUCCAGAUUUGGCACUAACAUAACUUAUGUUGUGAUUGGAGAUGGCCGAGAUGAGGAGCAUGCCGCUAAGCAGCACAACAUGCCCUUUUGGAGGAUAUCAAGCCACUCGGACCUCUUGGCUCUACAUCAAGCACUGGAAUUAGAGUAUUUGUAACUGUAUUCUCUAGCUGGGGAUCCAUUUUAUAUAUAUAUAUAUAUAUUUCAAGUACACUGAAUUUUUAUGUGUGAUCCAGUGCCGCUGGCUUCUUCUACACAUAUAAAUGGUCUUAAAGGAUGAAAUCAAACUUGGAAUGAAAACUCCAGAGUGAAGAAUUCAGGUUGCUGAAUGGAAUUAAACUUUAGUGCUACAGCAAGGAAACGCUAUGGUCUUAUUAUCUUUACAAUACUUUCAUGGUUUAAAAAAAUAAUCUGUGGAGGUUGCUGACACACACCAAAUGAGUCCUAACUGGAAUUAACAGCUUUAGUAAAGAACUUGAACCCUCCCGAA